Messenger RNA from Dermochelys coriacea (leatherback sea turtle), 4592 nucleotides. Its product is annotated as zinc finger protein CKR1-like. The transcript is spliced from 5 exons. The record is from RefSeq and is a predicted model, not a curated record. Gene Ontology annotation, biological process: regulation of DNA-templated transcription. Lineage: Eukaryota; Metazoa; Chordata; Testudines; Dermochelyidae. The coding region runs from base 193 to 1890 and encodes 565 amino acids.
GCCGCUGCUGCUCCCCAGCGGGGUCUGUGCGGGGAGCGAUCUGCAUUAACUCCGCUCUGUGCCAGCCGGGGGGGGGGGACUUUCUGCCGCGGGUGGAACCAGCCCCUGGGGCAGCCCCGGGCUCUGCCGCCACCAGCCGCUGAGCCGGAGCCUGCAGCCACUGGUCACGUUAGAGGAGGCAACUGUUUCACCAUGGAGCCCUGGGUGAUGCUGGAUCCGCGGCAGAGAGCCCUGUACCGGGACGUCAUGCAGGAAAGCUAUGAGACCCUGAUGUCCCUGGCACUAUUUCCGAUUUCUAAACCCGACCUGAUCUCCUGGAUGGAACGAGGCGAGGAUCCAUCCGCCCGGGAUUUCCAGGGACGGGAGAGCCCCCGAGGAGCCCACGCAGCAGCUGAUGGUUUGGUGAGCGACAACGAGGAAGAGGAUGCUGAUGAGGAGGAAGAGGAAGAGGAGGAGGAAGGCUCAGAGGAGCUGGAACCACGCAUGUCUCAGAACCCUGAGUGGGAAAAGAGCCCUGCCGGCUCCGAUGAACAAAAGAAAGCCCAGCCAGGGAAGAAGCAUGACAAAGCCACGCAGCGCGGUCCGGGCCUGAGGAAGCCGAAGGGCACGGUGGCCCAGACUCGCUGUGGUGACUGCAGGAAGAGUUUCAAGUGUGGGGUGGCUGGGGGCCGGCAGCGUAAGGGCAAGCCAGCCGAGGAGCGCGCCAAACCCUUCCGCUGCCAGGACUGCGGCAAGAGCUUCAUCUGGGCCUCGCACCUGGAGCGGCACCGGCGCAUCCACACCGGCGAGCGCCCCUUCCGCUGCCCCGAGUGCGGGGAAUGCUACAGUCAGAGCUCCCACCUGCUGCAGCACCGCCGCACCCACACCAGCGACCGGCCCCAUAAGUGUGGUGACUGCGGGAAACGCUUUGCCCAGCCUGACGAGCUGGCCGCCCACCAGCAGGGCCACGCGGCGGACAAACCCCACAAGUGCAGCCACUGUGGCAAGGGCUUCAUUUGGGCCUCCCACCUGGAGCGGCACCAGCGCAUCCACACCGGCGAAAAGCCCUUCAAAUGCCCCGAGUGCGGGGAAUCCUUCAGCCAGAGCUCCCAUCUGGCAAAGCACCGGCGCAGCCACACAGGAGAGCGCCCCUACCGCUGCCCGCACUGCGGGAAAAGUUUCUGUCAGAGCUCGGACCUGGCCCGCCACAAGCGGAUCCACCUGGGUAAGAAACCCCUGCGCUGCGGCGACUGCGGGAAGUGCUUCCGGGCUGGCCCGGCCCUGGCCCGGCACCAGCGCUCCCACCGGCGAGAGAGGGCCCACCGCUGCGGUGACUGCGGCAAAGGCUUCGUCUGGGCCUCUCACCUGGAGCGGCACCGGCGAGUCCACACGGGCGAGCGCCCCUUCCCCUGCACUAGCUGCGGGGAGCGCUUCGCCCAGAAAGCCCACCUGCUCCAGCACCGCAAGACCCACUCCCCCGACCGGCCUUACAAGUGUGGGGACUGCGGCAAGCGCUUUGGGGACAACGCCGCCUUCCUGGCCCACCAGCAGGGCCACGCAGCGGAGAAGAGCUACAAGUGCGGUGACUGCGGGAAAGGCUUCGCCUGGGUCUCCCACCUGGAACGGCAUCGGCGCAUCCACACCGGAGAAAAGCCUUUCAAAUGCCCCGAGUGCGGGGAAUCCUUCAGCCAGAGUUCGCAUCUCACCAAGCACCAGCGCAGCCACCUGGGCAAGCGGCCCUACAAGUGUAGCGAGUGCGGGAAGGCCUUCGGCCUCACUCUCGACCUCAUCAUCCACCAGCGGACCCACAUGGGCGGCAAACCCUAUAAGUGCUCCCGGUGCAGGAAAGGAUUCACUCGCCGGGCCAACCUCAUCAAACACCAGAGGAGCCAUGGGGAGGAGGAACCCUGAGGGGAUGCACUGACUGGGCUGCAGGGUGGAGGGAGCAAAAGGGGAUAGGAUAAACAUGACAGUCGGAGGCUAAAAAGAGCGUGUGUGGUGGGGAACGAUAUAAAUGUGAGGCUCAGAGGCUAACAGGAUAGAGGGAUGGUAUAGAUAGGCAACUUGGUGGCUAAUGGGAUGGGGGAACAGUAUAAAUGUGAUACAUGGAAGCUAACAGUGGGGGAACAAUAUAAACGUCACACUCAGAUGCAGUAUAAAUAACCCUUGGCGCAGCUGCCCUGGGAUUCCGUGUCUCACAGUAGGGUUGCCAGUUUUGGUGGGAUGUAUUCCUGGAGGUUUCAUCACAUGAUGUAAUCUUCAAUUAAAAAUUAAUCUUUAAUUCCUGGAGACUCCAGGACAGUCCUGGCGGGGUGGCAACCCUAGUCCCUCGAAAGGCAUUUCCAGAUGUCUCAGAGCACGUGUGAAUCUCCCAUAGAGACAGAGACCCACCUGCUCCUGACCCUAGCUCAGAGCACGAGAGGCCAAGGGCCUGGGCUGACAGGUCUUUGCCUCAGUCUCUGUGCCAUGGGGAUGAAUUCACACAGCAUAAUGGAGAAGAGCUGUUUUCUACGGUGCUUCCCAAGGAAGAGGGGAAAAGCCUUAGUAGGCAGAUAAUCCCACUUCAGUCACUCAGAGUGUUACAUUUAUACUGUAGCCCCAAACCCUGUUAACCUAUGAGUGUCACAUUUAUAUUGUCACCUCCCACCCCACUGAUUUCUGAGCGUCAUCCUGGCACUGUCGCCUCCCAUGCUGUUAACCUGUGAGCAUCGCCGUCGCCCUCCGAGAGGCAGCAACAGGAACAGGGUUGGAAAUUACUGCCUGUUCCCUACAGUGAUGCAAGAUGCAGUCGGGGGGGAUACAGAACUGGGAGACUGCAGGGUUAGCUCAUGCAGACCAGACAGCUGAGGCUGAGAACUGUGAACUCGUUGCACUGUGGAUAGAGAAGAAAUGUCAGGGGAAGCCAUCCCUGAAUUCUAAAGAGCUACAGGUGAGUGACGGAGGUGGUGAUGGGGGCAGGGUGUCAGCGCCCCCUGAUUUCUGAAAGGAUGAGGCUGGGCGGCGAUGAGAAGGAAGCUGAAGAAAUCAACUGACCUGGCCCGCCCCCAGUCACAGAGACAAAAAACCUGGCAGGCCAGCUAGUCAUCUUCCCCCCGCCCCCAUUUGUUAUGGGGUCCUAUGUAGGGAUAAUGGAGAUUUAAACAGAGACUCUGCUGCAUUCACACCCUUCCCCCCUGCAACAUACCCAGGACGGCCCAGACCCUCAAAGGUAUUUAUUCCUUUGAUAUCCGUGGAUUUGAGGAACCUAAAUGUCAUUGAGGUUCUGAGCUAACAUCUGCAGGGUGUGAAAAGCCUCCACCGGAUCGGAGCUGCAGAUGCUGCUGUGACCUGCCCUUGCCUGUGAGAGCAGCUGCCAGCAGAUGAGGGGUUCAUGCCGGGCAGGCAGCGGCCACAGCAAGGCCAUUUCUCCGGCAGAACUGAGCUCCCUGAGGAUGGAAUCACUUCCUUUUGUCACCAGAUCCCAGCUUGGCUUCCCAGAGGCCUGUCCUCUCCCAACCCCUGUAGGAAUGUCCGUCUGACGCUUCCGGAAGCUGGGAUCUGUUUGUGGCCGCGUUCUUGGUUAUUUUUUUUUGGAGUGCGUCGUGCCGAGUUUAGUUCUCCACCACUGAGUCGUAGACGAUGGUUUAUUUGUGACUUUUCUUGCUUUCUGUUGGAGGCAAAUAAAAUAGAAUGUAGUUUUACCAGCCUUACAGACUCCAGGAUACUUGGCAUGAUUAGAAAUACAGCACAAUACUCAUUGGAAUAGAGUCUGUUUAAUUUGAACAGGUACCAUUAACUCAGGGCUGGUUCAGACAAAUCCAGGACUUCUGUGGAAUAUUUAUUUAGGAUCCCCCGCGAAGCAGAGAGACUGCACUCUCUCUUCAGUUAAAGUUAUCAACCAGGAGCCCAUUAACAGGCCAAGCCUUUCAUAAGUGACGAGCUAUUUGAACUCCCCCAAGUACUAAACCUCACACCUUCUACUCCAAGUGUAGGGUUUCUUUGACCUCCCAUCUGGAACAUAAAACUAUAGUGACAUGCAUAUUAGUUUUAGAAACUCUUACUAAAACAAGACACUCUACUGUACAUGUUUCUCCUCUAGGGUAUUGUAUGAGAGACCAAAGUCACUUAGUGCCCAGGUGGAAGGCGCUCAAAUACUCAGGAGAUGAGCGCAAUAGAAGAACGUAUAUAGAAAAGAACAGCUUUUGGGUGUCCACUUUGAGACUGCUAAAGGUGUUUAAUUUUCCAAAGGGCAGGAGCUUGGCCCUUUCAGGCAGCUCAUGCUGGGCACCCAAAUUCCCUAGGCACCUCUGGAAAUCUGUGGCCCAAUUUUAUUCUGACCACCAAAUAAAAGGCCCCCAAUUUUAUUCUGUGGCCCAAUUUUCAAUCCCCUGCCCUCCCCUCCCCUUGCCUGCAAACUCGCAAAAUUAAAAUACCUGCAGUCUCAAAAUUUUACGGCAAAUGGGGGAAAAAAUUACAGAAAAUUUCAGAGGCCUGGCAGAGUUUCACUGGUUUAAUGAAGGUCCUGUCUACACCCGGUUUUUAUAGCGGUGUAAUUAUCAUGGUUGGAGUGUGAUUUUUCUAAUGAACUAAUUUCACUAGUUUAUUGAUAUAAAAGUGCCUUAAUCUGGUGUAAC